UCGAGUGAGCAGAUGACCAAAUAAUCAUAUGACUUGACUUGUGAAAGUUGAGCACGUGACUUUUAUUUACCGUUCCAAGUUGCAAGUAAAUAUAGAACUUUCUGCUCUACGAAUUGGUGUCUGGAAGAUGUAACCGAAAUUUCUUAAAGAAUUUAUAUUGAAGGUAACGGAAAGUAUGGCUUUACUGAACAGGUUGUUUCCGUCGAGAAAGAAAAGUCACAAGCAAGGUUAUGUUGCAUUUGGUAAAAAUGAAACUGAAAGUUGGAAGCCGUUCAACUUCAGCAAAGAACAAGUAAGGAUUCUCUUGUUUAGGGAAUGUGAUUGGAGAGGUCGUAAAUUAUUAUUUGACUCAAAAGCUGUUCAAAAAGUACCUUUGGAUAAUCGGCCCUGCAGCAAACUUAAAUUUGGGUCACGGCAGAAGUUGGACUACAAAAAGACUGAUUCAUUUGUUGAAGUAACAAAUGGAUUUGGUUACCAGUAUACGAGACCAAACUCAGAUGUGACAGUCCUCGGUGAAAUGAUAUUUGGUUCCGUUGCAAUGGCAUUCCAAGGCAGUGUGUUCAAGGUUCAUAGUAUGAAGUCACCAUCUCGCCUUAUGUGUACAAAAGUCUUCCAUUCACCUGUAACAGGCACUCGCAGCAGAGGAGUAAGUGACCGCAGCCUGGAAGAUUCUUGUGGCAGCUCAAUCAACUCAAUGAGUGAAUACUUUGUUUCUCAAGGCAGCUGCUCAGAUACAAGGCAAGCGAGCGUUGGGAGUGGUCCCCUGGAUAUUGAGCUGAAGACGAAGCAUCAUUACAACAGUUUAGAGGUGGACAGCGGUUUCUGUGGAGAUGCUUCCCUGAAGUCAACAAGUAGCGUGGGGUCUGGCGGCUAUUCAUCAUGUGGAAUUGGGACUUACACUUCCAGUUCAGAUUCCAGACGGAGUUCUGGCUCAUUCUACAACAAUCCAGUGUCAUGUCCCUCUGGUGGCAGUCUGUCAAGCCUUCAGCGGCGAUGGCUGAGGAACAUGAGCACCUCCUUGGAGCUUGGCUUGCAUUGUUCUCCCUUGUCAUCUAGAAGCACAAUGAAUGACCUUCCUAAUGAUACUAGUCAAUCAGGGCACCGUAGAACAAAACUUGGGCUUGCUGUAGUGAUUAAUCUUACACCAGAGGAAGAAAAAGAAAUGCACUUGUUUUUCUUCGAACAUAUGACCGUGGUGGAAGGAAUGAUCGAAAGACUUCACAGCUGUGUGGAGCACGCCUACCUGCACAAGGAGAUGUUUGUGCAUCUCAUGAUGGAGGGAUCCGAGGACAUGCAGCAGUGGUUGUUUGAUGUGUUUUCGGCAUCUCGAUUGACUUUCCCGGUUUGGUUGGGUCUUACAUCUGGCUUGAACCAUCUCAGCUCAUCCCUGUCAUACAACUUCCUGCAAGACUUCUGCCAUCUCAUUGCAAACAUUGAUACCAAGGCUACCAACUUUUUUGUAAGCACUCUGGUGACAGCUGUGUUGACAUAUCAUUUGGGCUGGGUUGCCACUGUUUUUCCUGGAAAGAUGGCCCCUCAUCAAAUCACGAAGAAACCCUGCACUGGGCAGCUGUUGGAUGCAUUGUCAAAAUCACACCCUUACAACCCUUUGUGGGCCCAACUUGGAGAAUUGUAUGGUGCAUUGGGUUACCCACUGAAGAUUGCAAAAACAGUCGUCACAUCUGGUGCUAAGAAAGUGGAGCUUCUGAAUAGAAUUUUGAGUUCAUUAACAUACUUUAUUCGCUGCAGUGAGGUAGAGAAACGAGUUGUUGUUGAAAGUCAAGACUCCACAGAGGAGCAAUUUGGUGAUCUGAGUGCAGCUACAAGUUGUCAGUCCAACAGUUCAUCCAGAACUACUUUACUCAACGAAGAUCCACAGCCUUCUCAUUCAUCGUUCACAAGACGUUUUCUUUCAAGUCAUGAUGUAAUGACAGUGUUUGAUAACAGGGUUGAUCAUGGGGUUGAGAUAGGUAGGGAACUUCAAGCUGAAAAUAGUUUUUGUCCAUUCCCAGAUAAAUGCAGUAAUAAUAUGAGAAUGACGUCUAGUCCGUUGCCUUCUAAAGUUAUUAAAGGUGACUGUUAUUCAGUUCACAACAUUUGUGACAGUAAAGAACGUGAUUUUUCCAGUGCCCAAAAAUCUGUUCCGUUAGAUCAAUCGAGUGUCGGGUACGUUAGGAAGGAUGGUCAUUUAUUAGUUCCACCAGGAGGCGGUAUGAGGCGAACUCCCAGUUUCAUGAAGAGGCUAGACAAUACUAUCAGUGCAAUAGAACUUGAGAACUCAGAUCCAAAAUCCUGUGCGGGAACAGGUCGGCUGUAUCCAAGUCUAGCAGAUUUACAGAUCGAUGAUGAAACUGAAGACAGCAAGUUUCCUUUACAUCCUGACAAUAAACCUAGCGUAGCAGACUUAGAGAGGGUUGAACUUAAUAAUGUAAAGAGCGAUUUCUCAUUCCGGCAUGAAGAUAUUUCUUUGAAAGUAAGCAGAUUGUGUCGUGUUCCCACUUCUGCGAUACUGUAUCACCUUCAGAAUGAGGAUAAUGGGAAAGAUAGUAAAGUCGAAGAAGUGCUUCUACCAAAGCGAGUGGAGAGUGAACGGCAGAGGUCUUCUGUUAAAACUUCUCCUAUAUUCAAAGCAAAACCUAGUGAAGUUUUAGAAAACUCAGAGAAUCUAUUGUCAGGUUCAUGUACAGUGUCUUGUGAAAAAAUUAGUGUUAAGAGUGUUAGUGAAGAUGAAGACAGGUCAGGAAAAGGUGAUGUAAUAUUUGUGAUAGGUGACAAUGAACAGUUGAUUGAUAUAAAACAGUCACAUAAAUGUGAGAGUGAGCAUAUCGAGAAAGCCGUGUCUAAUGACAAGAAAACUUUAGAUCAUGAUGCCUGUGAUGAUUAUCCAUCUGUAUUGAGUACCUCUAGUCUACAUGCCCCUCCUCUCUUUUGUGAACAUGAAUUUGAUUCAGCAAAAAAAUUUCAGUCAGAUACAAACGUAGGUUCAGGGAAACAUGACUUUCUAGAAGAAAAUAUAAAUGUUCCUGGAAGAGAGAAAAGAACCAAGCAGUGUACAACUUGUUCUACGAGCAAGAGUGGUUAUCGAGUCAUAACAGUCCGUCCAUCUGUGAUAGAACUUGAACGUGAGCAUGGUGGAUUAAAAACCGAUUUGUCCGUCGAGAAUUAUGUGAGAACCAGCAGACCCGUGUCACGAUCUCUCAGCCUUCUAAGUCCAUUAUCAGGUGAAAAAGUAGGAAAGAACACAUCACCUCUUUGUCGCAGACACAGCGAUUGUGUUUGUGAUAUUAGCCGUUAUCUUAAGGCUUAUCACAGUGUGCGGUUUCAUUUUGAGCGUUGUGAAGGGGUUCUGAUGAAUUAUAUAGAAGGCAGAGACCAGAAGAAAAGUUUACAUCAAACAGACAAGAAGACAGAUAAAGUGGCAGAGGCCAGAGGGAAUUUUUGUUUACAUGAAAGUUCUGUAGUUUGUGAGAAUUAUAGCUGUUUAGACACGGAUACUUUCAACAUCGGUUGCAGAACCGUGAUGGAUAAAUCAGUGGUAGAUAAAAUCAGUGACAAUCUUGACAUGUGUGUAAUGGGGGGUCAAAAAUAUCCAUGCUGUAAAAAUGGUUAUGUAAGUGAAGGAAAUGCCAUCUUUGAUAAUUAUAGCAGCCUAUCAGAAGACGAUGUUCUCUGUGAUAGUACCUCCAAUAGGAAGAUAGAGGAAGAUGGAAUAACAUCUGCCGAGCAGCAACAGUAUGAAUCCUUACUUGAACUGCCCAUGCCAAGAUGCAGAGCAGAGAAGCUUGGCAAGCAGAUGUGUGGUUUUGCAGCUUCACUCAUGGGCAGUACAAGUGAUCAUUACAUACCUGACAUGGUUUUGCAAGGCUGCACACAAUUACCUAAGAGUUGGGAAGCAAAUCUGAGACGAGAUUUGUCACUCACUGCACACCAUCCUCUGUGGGAUCAAGAAGUGUCAGAGGCUGUCUGCAUCAUUGCCAACGUUGACACCUGGGAAGUUCAGCUGGUUUCAAGCCACACAUAUGUUGUGGAUAAACCAGGAACUCUGGGAGUCCGAGUUGGCAUGUCGCAGCUUGUGGCCAACAUGCUAGAAUCACUGCUCUAUCUGUGGAGGCUAAAGACUUCUCCUGAACAUUGUUUGCUGCAUUUAGAAUCCAAAUUGAGGGAACUGUUUCUGCGUAGUCAAGCUCUAGCUGAGCUGUUAAUGACGACAGAGUUUUGUGACAUGGAACUGCUCACUACAAGCUUGGAUUUGGAUGCUAAUGAUGUGCCUCUCCUUCUGGCUGUUGCAUCAACUCAUACGCCACAGGUGACGGAACGGUAUGGACUCAGCUUUAGAUAAUGGUUUGGUGCACGCGUGGGCAGCACGAGCUGUGAAUGUAAACUACUUCAAACAUUGGAACUCCUUGUGGUAAGAUAAACUGUGCAGAUUAAUAAUGUACAAUGUAUCAUUACAUUGGCAUGUGUUACUGUACUUACUCGAGUACCAUGUUCCAAGAUUAAUCUGUGCUGCUACUUUUGAAUUCUGUGCAAUAUGUAUGGCAUCACAUCAAAAUUUUGUAACUGUGAGCAGGCAAAAUAUUUUUGAAUAAAAAUUUUCUUGGAUAUUAUCCAUCGUCUAGUAAAAUAUAAAACGUAAAACGACCUUUCGGAGAUGGGGCUCUAUC
This is a messenger RNA of Zootermopsis nevadensis, 4664 nucleotides long. Lineage: Eukaryota; Metazoa; Arthropoda; Insecta; Blattodea; Termopsidae. The record is from RefSeq and is a predicted model, not a curated record.